Messenger RNA from Theileria orientalis strain Shintoku, 540 nucleotides. RefSeq names its product ribosomal protein L11. Gene Ontology annotation, molecular function: structural constituent of ribosome; large ribosomal subunit rRNA binding. Gene Ontology annotation, biological process: translation. The coding region runs from base 1 to 540 and encodes 179 amino acids. The transcript is spliced from 3 exons. NCBI's taxonomy places the organism in Eukaryota, Apicomplexa, Aconoidasida, Piroplasmida, Theileriidae. The record is from RefSeq and is a predicted model, not a curated record. Gene Ontology annotation, cellular component: mitochondrial large ribosomal subunit; ribosome.
AUGCAAAUAGGAAGAUAUAGACUGAUUGUGCCCGCAGCCGUUGCAAAGCCGUCGCCUUCUAUAGGUCAGACUUUGGGGCCGCUUGGUAUAAAUAUGGCUGCAUUUUGUAAAAAGUUCAAUGAGAGGACUUCCGCUAUUCGUCCGAACGUUCCGAUUCAGGUUUUAAUAGUUACACAGCAGGACAGUUCUUACAAAUUCGCGCUGAGGACACCAAGCUCACAGUGGUUCCUCAGAAGAAUCGCAAGGAUUCCGAUGGGAAGUCCGAAACCCAAACACGAGAUAGUAGGGAAUGUAACGUUAAAGGAGGUGUAUCAUAUCGCAAAGUGCAAAUCCAUGGAUCCUCCGCUGAUUGGUGUGCCACUUUAUGUCAUAUGUAAGAGGAUUAUCGGAACUGCCAAUGCAAUGGGUAUCAGAGUCACCAGAGAAUUGUUACCCGAAUUCAAAAAAAGGGAUUACUUACCAGUAUCUAAGUUAGAUCAGCUGAAAAAGGAAAUAAGAAUGCAAAGGCGCUCGUCGAGGAGAACAAAGGGGCAGAGUUGA